Menidia menidia (Atlantic silverside) is the source of this 489-nucleotide messenger RNA. NCBI's taxonomy places the organism in Eukaryota, Metazoa, Chordata, Actinopteri, Atheriniformes, Atherinopsidae. The record is from the annotation of a GenBank genome assembly.
AUGGAAGCCGUUUUCACUCUGUCUGCGUUCAACGAAACGAUCAGCCACCCGACCGCCAUCUUUUCUCUCACAUUACUGCUUUUCUGCAUCAACUGGAUCCUGGUGAGGCUGGCCUGCCCCGGAACCAGCACGUCCAUCAACAGCGCUUACGCCUUUACCACGCUCGCUAUUUACGCUUUACACUGGUUCUUCGUCGUCUGGACCUACAUGAACAUGGUCAGAACGUGCCUGAGGUCCAAAAAGGACCGGGCCAAGUUCAUGCAGACGUGCACGCCUCAUUUAAUCCAGCUGCUCACCUUCUUCGUCAUCGUCGUGUCUGAUUUCAUGCACAUGCGCUACCCCUCGAAAAGUCCCAAAAGCUUUCAAAACUUUGUCGCUAUUGCCGUCGUCUUUGUGACCCCUCUCGUUAAUCCUUUGCUUUACGGAUUCAAACUGACGAAGAUCCGUCAAAGAAUUAUUGUUUUGAUUCAGAUGAGGAGAAAACGAUGA